Molecule: messenger RNA, 3069 nt
Organism: Chelonus insularis
Lineage: Eukaryota; Metazoa; Arthropoda; Insecta; Hymenoptera; Braconidae
Gene: Rhp
Product: rhophilin
Exons: 12
Coding region: 694-2829 (711 amino acids)
Biological process (GO): negative regulation of stress fiber assembly; signal transduction
Molecular function (GO): protein binding
Source: RefSeq, a predicted model, not a curated record
AUUCUCAAUGCAAUUAGGGUGACUCACAUCAUUAGACUCUAAUGACGUUUCUUACGGCUUUUACUAAAGUAAAUCACAGAAAGUCUUAAAAUACUAUAGAAUUAGUAGUUCUAGAGAUUUUAAGGUAAAAAGUUAACAAUAAAGACUACAAUCAAUCAGACAUUUAUGUUUACAAAAAGAAAACAAAUUCAGCUGAGGUCGUUGAGGAUGAUUUUAAUUGUGCAUUUUGCUUGCAUCCCCCCACCAGAUAUUCAAACUCUUCUCUCCUUUCACUCAACUGCAGUAGUAUUGAAGAACGGACCUUACUACUUACUAUACAACUAUACUACUGGUGCACAGACCCCGUGGGGUCUCUCUUGCUGACCGCAACCAACAGCUAGUCAGUUACCAUCGCGGUCCAGUAACUGACGGAUCAGUUGCUUCACAUUUCGGGCAGUGUUACACAUUUCUAAGUUGUCAAGUCAUCAUCAUAUUCAUUCAAUUAAUGUCAAUUAAAUUAUUCAGUGAUUUUUGUAUUAUCAUCAUGUGAACUUUGUUAAAAACAAUAGAAGAUUUUAUAAUACUUUGCUUUCUUUGAUUUUCAAGUGAAUAGUGAAGAAUUUCAAUGUUUUCUGGAGAAGUCUGCUAUUUUAUUUUUUCCAUGUAAAUAGUUUUUAAAAUUGAUGGAACUGAACUAAUUAUGUCGUGACAAUUAUGCUUAAAUGGGUACAUCACUCACCACUGCCAAAAAACCAUACGACAGUGGUUACACCAAAUGUAGAGACAGUGAAAGUAAUAAAUGAACGAGAAAAUGAGAAAGAAGAGAACUUGAUUAGUGAACAGGAUAAAGAAAAUGAAAAGAAAGAACAAAAUGAUGAUAAUGUCAUUGUGGACACGUCUACAAGAAGACGCUUAGGGGGCUCAGAUCCCAGGGUUGCUACAUGCAGAGGAAAACUCCAGAAUAAACGCAGUAAACUCAACCAGGAAAUAAAUAAAGAGUUAAGGCUUCGUGCAGGAGCUGAGAACCUUUUCAAAGCAACCACAAACCGGAAAUUAAAGGAAACCGUAGCUUUAGAACUCAGUUUUGUUAACUCAAAUCUUCAAUUAUUAAAGGAGCAACUUGCUGAGCUAAACAGUUCUGUAGAACUUUAUCAAAAUGUCGAUGGUCAGGAGCCUGUUAUGCCAAUGAUUCCUCUAGGAUUAAAAGAAACAAAAGAUAUUGACUUCAGAGACCCCUUCAAGGAUUUUAUUUUGGAGCAUUAUAGUGAAGAUGGCGAAAACUAUGAAGAAGCAAUUGCAGAUCUUAUGGAAACUCGACAGGCCACGAGAACUCCAACAAGAGAUGCUGCCGGCAUUGCUCUCCUCUUCCGUUACUACAAUCAAUUAUAUUUCAUCGAAAGACGUUUCUUUCCACCUGAUCGAAGUCUUGGAAUUUAUUUCGAAUGGUUUGACUCCUUGACAGGAGUCCCGAGCUGUCAAAGAACUGUAGCAUUUGAAAAAGCGUCCAUACUUUUUAAUGCUGGUGCUCUCUAUACCCAAUUGGGAGCAAAGCAAGACAGAAGAAGUACGAAGGGACUUGAUCAAGCGGUAGAUGCAUUUUUAAGAGCUGCUGGGACUUUUCGAUACAUUCAUGAAAACUUUACGAAUGCUCCAAGCAUGGAUCUUGGCCCUGACAUGCUGGACAUGUUGGUGCAACUUAUGUUGGCUCAAGCCCGAGAAUGUCUCUUUGAAAAACUUGAAUUGCAGUCCCAGGAGUCCAGAAGUAUCGAUAUUUGCUUGGAUCUUGCUCAAGAAGCUGCACAGGUAGCAGCUGUUUAUAGUGAUGUCCAUGGAUUAAUAUCUCGUGAACCAGUUCGUGAUUACGUACCUGAAUCCUGGGUUUCUUUAGUCCUAGUUAAACGAGAACACCAUCUAGCAUUAGCACACAAACAUUGUGCAGCUGGUUUACUUAUGAAACCUAUUUCAGAGUUCAGAACUGAAACUAAACUCACUUUGGAACACAUCCAGGAAAGUGAUGGAAAGACACAAAUGGAUAAUACAGUCCCGAAGGAUGAUAAUGAACGAAAAGCAUUAGGAAGAGCUCAUCUACGAGAAGCCCUAGUUAUGCACGAAGAAAGCCAGAGACUUCAAAGAAUGUGUAGAGAAUUGAAGAGUAAACAAGCACUCGGCAGAGUACUCAAAAAGGCACAUGAUGCAACCCUAAAAGAUUACAAUGAAGCUGGAGAAGAGGACGAUUUAAGAGAGUUACUUGAUCCACCUCAUAUAAUCGCUUCAACAAAAUUCCAGUUAAGUAUUACUCAUCCAGAUUUCGGUCAACAUGGAGUUGAUGAUCUUUUCAAGUCUCUCGGUCCUGUAGCCAUAUUUUCUGCGAAACGACAUUGGACAGCUCCUCGGCUUAUUCAACUUCAACGUGGACCGGGUGGUGAAGGCUUUGGAUUUAGUGUACGAGGUGAUGCGCCUGUUAUUAUCGCAGCUGUCGAUCAUAAUUCUCUAGCUGAUCUCGGUGGUAUGAAAGAAGGAGAUUUCAUUGUCAACAUCGAUGAUAAAGAUGUAAAAUGGGCUUCUCAUGAACAAGUAGUCCAUUUGAUAAAGCAGUGUGGAGAUUCGAUAAGUCUAAAACUUGUCACGCCGAUGGAUAGAAAUUAUUUAAAGAAACCUGUAAAGGCUAGUCACCAUGACAAAGGAAGUGUAUCCGCAAGCAGUUCAUCUGGAGUAUCUUCUGGUCAACCGAGUCCUGCAGGAUCGGUGACAACGGCUCAUGUAGCCCGGAGAAUUCCAUGGAAUCCUUUCAAGAAAUCCAGUCAAAGGGAUAGUAGAGAUCUGACUUUUGAUAAUGUCAUUCUUAGAUGAUCUCUAUAAUAGCAUUCUCUCGUCAGUAAUUUCUUACUUGUAUUAUUGCGAAUAUUUAUUUUAUUAAUUGGAAUGAACAUUUCGCCAUAUUACGGAAUAAUGUAAUUAUAAAUAAAAAUAAUAUUAUUAGAACUUGCCUCAGUGAUCCAUCGGUAAUCAAUCAAUUGAAGAGAAUAUGAGUUAAAUCAAAUAAUUAAACUUAUGAUGUAAAUAGUGGAUUUAUUUCUAAACAAAAAAAAA